Messenger RNA from Serendipita indica DSM 11827, 126 nucleotides. NCBI's taxonomy places the organism in Eukaryota, Fungi, Basidiomycota, Agaricomycetes, Sebacinales, Serendipitaceae. The record is from the annotation of a GenBank genome assembly.
AUGUCCGACGCUAAAUUCGACGCAGCAACCCAGGCCGAGCUGGCAAAGUUUUUGGAGAUGCAGCAAGCCGAAGUGAGAAUGAAUACACAAGCACAUAAGUUUACCUCUAUGUGCUGGGACAAGUGA